CUGCAAACUAGCAUCUAGGAUCGACUGCUGUUACCAUCUACGGUUAACGAAAGGGCUAUUUUCUUCCACGUGAGAAUACCAUUUCCGGUAAUCGACAACGAAUUUUUUUUCUUCAAGUCGCAAACGUAUUUGGAGCGAGUGGUAUAUUUUAUUGGACCCUUUCUCCCUUUUUCCACCCCUGUUGAUAAAGAAGAAGCCUAUCGACAGGCUAAAAAAAAAUUACCUACACAAGAGUCAGAAAAAUAUGACUCCUCCUGUUGCACAGGUGUCUCGUCCCCCUUUGCCGCCACCUUUACCAUUAUCAUUGGCGCAAUCCACUGCCCUGCUUUCGCAUCCACCUCCAUCUCCCACUACUCAUAAUUUACCCUCACGACGUCAUUCCUUGCCUGAUCUAACGAAACUGAAGGAAGAAUGGUACUGCAAAGAAGCCUUGCAAGUCAAUACACUCCCUCCUGGAAAGUUACAGAUUGAUUUGCUGAAUUUUCAAUCCGAUGUCAAAGUGAAACGACCACAAAUGCGGCUUAGAAUGGGCUCUCAGCAUUACUACUCGUCGCGGAGCAAAGAUGCCACUGGCAACUGGAAUGAAGGAUUCAUAUUCACCAUAUCCUAUCACAACCAAUUAUUUGAUACCAUCGAACUUGAUUUGUACGAUAAGCGAAAAGGAUGGCAUAACAAGACACGGCAUGUCGGCAAAGCGAAACUCAAAAUUUCCUCCAUCAAAGGCCGUGAUGAUGUAUUUCUCACGUUUCUCCCCAUGUACGAGUACCAUGUUCGACGCUACCUUCCUGCACAUAUCCAAUUACCGCAUAAUUUCCUAAAGUCACACAUGCCUACCGUUCCGAAUUUUAGCUCAAUUCAACGCUCACUCCAGUCUCGAAUAUCUGACCAGAAAAAUGUCACCAGCCAAGACGCUGAUGAUGAUGAUACUGAGACGCUAGUUAUACCCGACUUACAGUACCAUCAACAUCCCAGCCACCGCAAGCAUUCCAUGACUCCCUUGAUAGGAUCCAUCCAGAUCCGUGUUCGUUACAUUUACCAGAUACCACCGGACGGCCUCACCGAAGAUUUGAAACCCAUUUACAUGCCUUACAAUGGGACCAAAGAGUUUGAUACCUGUAGUCUUGCCAGCAGUCAACAUAAUCCCAGCUCCUACUCUGUCCACAGUCGAUACAGCGGAAAAAGCCUUUACAGCACCGGUAGUAGCAAUGUUUCCAAUUCGACCAUCUGCUCGGAUGGACUUCAGUCUAGUCUGGCCGAUUUCCAUGACGCCGUCGAACCCAAACUGGUUUACGUCGAUGAUCUCAAACGCGUGUCUCCCACGGCAGCUGACCGACAAAACCCACCGUUGAGACGAGAUUCAUCCAUCGAUCUCAUUUUUGAACAGAAACUGCACCACGAAAUGGCCCGCCCCACGGAUCCUUCCUCUGCCAAACGAUCGGCUUCCUAUGCCAGAGAACAGUUUGGUUUCUCACAAUGUGACGUCGAUAGCCGCAACAAGAAUACCCGAAAAACCAACAGUGGUACCUCCACUCCCGAUAAUGCAAGUAUUCGAAGUCAUAACUUUGGCGACAAGAACUUUGCGUUUCGGUGGAUCAAUGAAACCUUUGAUGAAGUUGCCCUGUCCCAUCCCAGUUUGGACCGUAUGAUCGGUCUGGUGGUCAGUCCUCAGACACGAACAUUACUACGUGCUGUGGUCAAGAUGUUCAACGCUUUUGGACAAGGCUUCAAGAUUACUGGCAUGCAAUUAUUAUCAUCCUUAUCACUGUUGCAGACAUUUUAUUCAGAUAUACCACGACCUCCACCUGCCGAAAGAGUCAGCGAUCUUCGGUUUUUGGAUGAAGGGUAUUAUUUCCUGGGACACGCCAUUAUCGCUUAUGGUUGGCGCGGCAUCUCGUAUCUAGGCGACUAUGCCAAAUAUUUGAAAGAUGUAAUGAAGACGCGAUCCAACAAAGAAGCCAUCGUUCGUUUUUUAAAGAUCCCACCGGAAGAUCUGUUGGGUUACGAAUAUGGCUUACGAAAAGGCGCUGUAUUUCAACCUAGCUAUUUCGUUUCUCUGGACCGAGGUCAUGAAGCUGUCGUUUUGGGCAUUCGUGGCACCUGGAGCCUAUAUGAUUGCAUUACGGAUCUGGUGUGCGAAUACCGGCCAUGGAAAGGUGGUCUUGUUCAUUCAGGACUCUUGGCUUCGGCUCAAUGGUUCUUUACCCGCAUUAUUCCUCAGAUUUUUCAUUACAUCCAUGAGCAAUCGAAAUCGUCCGACCGGCCUAUUUCGUCAUUUAUCAUUACCGGUCACUCUCUGGGUGCAGGCGCGGCGGCGAUCCUCACCAUGAUGAUCGUGGAUCAUCUCGAUGAACUACGCCAACUGUCAGGCAACCCGAAUUUUCGAAUCCAUUGCUAUAGUUAUGCUCCUGUGGCGGCGGUUUCUUUGGAUUUAGCGGAGAAACACAAAGAGUACAUUACCAGUUUUGUAUGCCACGAUGACCUCGUGGCUCGCUUAUCUUACGGAACCGCCAGCUGUGCCAAGGAACUCAUUAUGGACGCUCUUAUUGCUGUCGAUGGCAUGGGUGGCACCAGCAAGUUGAACGCUGACGAAAUAGCGAAAAAAGCUUGCUUCGACAUCAUCAAAAAGCGACGUGAGGAAAUCUUCCACUCGACCGAACCCAAAUAUCCUCUUCUCUAUAUUCCCGGAAGCGUCUACCAGUUUCGACGAUCCAAUAAGCCCGUUUCCACCGUACCAUCCUCACUACGACCUCGAUCGUCCUCCGCCUCUUCUUCCAAAUCGACCCCCGCCAAACCAUCUAAACUCACCUCUAGCCAAUCCGAACCUGCUCUAUUCCUAAAAGACGACGACCAACCCGGCGAAGUGAGCUUUACCUUACACAAAAGCUCGCCGCUCAUUUCUGAAGAAGUCCUGGUGUCGAAAACAUGUCUUGAAGAUCAUAUGCUCGUCACCUAUUUGAAUGCGUUUCAAAUGGUGCGACGUGAAUGCAUGCUUCAUUCCAAUCCAGAGUCGUCUGAAAAAAAGUCGGAACAGGACAACCUCCAAGCGCCUCUCAAGAGUAGCAUGGAGGCCUCUGCAUCUAAUUUGCAUGCCACGAAUUCCCAGCAAAAUCAUGUUUUAUAGGAUAAAGCUAUUAUCAUUUGAUGAAGAAAAAAAACACUUCUCAAUCAAUCUUUUAUAAAUCUUCUCAUUUUGCAUCUGAAAUUUUUCCCUCACUGAUUUCGCCGAUCAUCUGAU
Radiomyces spectabilis is the source of this 3235-nucleotide messenger RNA. RefSeq lists its product as uncharacterized. Lineage: Eukaryota; Fungi; Mucoromycota; Mucoromycetes; Mucorales; Radiomycetaceae. The record is from RefSeq and is a predicted model, not a curated record. Gene Ontology annotation, biological process: lipid metabolic process. The transcript is spliced from 9 exons. The coding region runs from base 245 to 3121 and encodes 958 amino acids.